UUUCAAAGAGUUAAUAUGUUGGUGGCUUGUCUUUGCCUAUUUAUCAUCAUAAAUACUGUGAUUCAAAGGGGGAAAGUAACUUCAUAAUGACCAAAUAGUUUUUGAUAUCUGGGCUAUUCAAAUAUAUAAUUGAUUUUAUUAAGGCUACGAGAUUGCUUUGAUAUUGAUAUAUCCUAUACUAUUAUAUGAAAAUAUUUAAAAUGUAGCCGGUCCGCCAACAUAAAAUUUUGUAUACUUCCUUUAACUUGUUGAAAACCCGGCUCAGCUUCAAUCGAAAAUGCAGAUGCAAAUGUGGAGCGACUGGUGCAAAGCGAUGUUAUUUCGUUAUUUCAGUGACAGAGGGGACACACACACACACGCACACACACAUUAAGCUUCACUCACUGUCACACCAGUGUUUCAUGUUUAACGUGUCGUUAACGGCAGACACACAGCGGCUAUAAACUACCAUACGGUGAGUCAGCGCAGCCAUUAAUGUUCAAACUCACCGGCUGUCAGAAAAAAACUGGCUACAAGCGGAGGUUGAUGAUCUCACGGCGGUUACACAGUGCGGGAAAUUAACGUUAACUCAACCGCCCCCUUGCUCAACGGAUUUUUCAACGGCUGUUUUUUUUUUUUUUUUUUUUUUUUUUUUUACCCACAGUCAUGUGAUUGUAACGUAAAACCCCUAACCGGAAAACAACGACGGACGACCCUCUCCGCCGCCAACGAAUGCUGCGUUUGCGAGGAACAGUACGAGCUGCUGCGAGCCCAGAGAGGACGGACGAGUCCCCGGUAACAAACAAACAACGGCGACACGGCAAACUCCACGGAUUUCACCCGAGCGCAGGUUGAAGAAUGGAGUUGGCCAACCAUGGUCUUAUCCUGCUGCAGCAGCUUAACGCUCAGAGGGAGUUUGGCUUCCUGUGCGACUGCACCGUGGCUAUCGGAGAUGUCUUCUUCAAAGCCCACAAAGCUGUCCUCGCCGCCUUCUCCAACUACUUCAGAAUGCUCUUCAUCCAUCAGGACAGUGACUGUGUGCGCCUGAAGGCUGCUGACAUCCAGCCAGAUAUCUUCAGCUACCUCCUCAACCUGAUGUACACAGGCAAGCUCGCACCCCAGCUGAUAGACCCCGCACGGCUGGAGCAGGGGGUCCGAUUCCUGCACGCCUACCCGCUCUUACAGGAGGCCAGCCAGUCCGUGUAUUCACACGCUGAGCAGCACAGCAUCAACCUCUCCACCUCCCUCUACGGCAUCCAGAUCUCUGACCAACAGGUAGGGCUGUCCGCUAGACUGCCCGCUCGACGGCAGCUCUCCUCGCCUUUCGACAUGGAGCAGCUGAGCUCAGAGGGGAAGUAUCCGUCCACGCCAGCCACCACGGCUCCAUACGCGAAUUCAUUACUGUCCAAGAUGGCUUCUUCACCACCGGACGCAGAGGCCUCAACCAGCGGCACCAAGCCUACAGUAGACGAGGCGGGGAUGGACUUGCUAAGUGCAGAUGGUUCCUCAGCAAGCGCCAUCCUCCACGUAAAGCCGAGCAUCAUGAAGAGGAGCUCCUCCUUCAGGAAGCAUUACUCCUGUCAUCUGUGCAGGAGUCGAUUCACCCAGAGGAGUCUGCUGAGAGAGCACCUCCUCCAACACAACCAGGCGCUGCAGGCGCCAGCUGAGCCCAGCAGUGACCUCUCACCUGUCAUGGCUGGAGAAAACAGCAUGCUCGAGUUAGAGGGCGCCCUGAAGGGAAUGAAGGCGGGGUCAAGUACCUCGGCCGCCACCACAGCGGUGGAGAUUAUCAGCGACAGCGAGCAAACGCCUGUUUCAGGCACCAACUCGGACUCUCCCCGAGCUGAGGUGUCCACAUCCAGCUGGGGGGCGGGAGGAUUAAACUCUCAGGCAGACACGCCGCCUCCGUCAGACAUCGCGGACAUCGACAACCUGGAGAGCGCUGACUUGGACAGGGAAGUAAAACGGCGGAAGUACGAGUGCUCCACCUGCGGGCGCAAGUUCAUCCAGAAGAGCCACUGGCGUGAACACAUGUACAUCCACACGGGCAAGCCCUUCAAAUGCAGCGCCUGUGGCAAGAGCUUCUGCCGGGCCAACCAGGCGGCCCGCCACGUGUGCCUGAACCAGGGCGCCGACACCUACACCAUGGUGGACCGACAGAGCAUGGAGCUGUGCGCCGCAGGCGAUGAUGCCAGCCAGAUGGAGGCGAUGUUCAUGGGCUCAUCGAAGCCUUACAAGUGUAACAUUUGUGCGACCACCUUCUCCAGUCCCAACGAGGUGAUCAAACACUUGUGCUUUACUCAAGGGGGGUUAGUGGGGCUGCAGGGGAGCCCGGGCGCCGGGAUGCUGCUGCAGCGUGAAGAGUUUUCCAAAGACGAAGGCUCUGAUUUGUCCAACUCUGGCACCCCACUGGAACCCAUAAAGACUGAGGAGAUCCUUGUAGAGUAGUGCCAAAACUGUCUAUUUGUCUUUUUUUAACAUGUUUGUUUACUUUCUAAAUUAUGGCCAAAGGAUAUAUUUGGCAUUUUUCAACCAGGACCCUGUUUUCCCCAUAUAUUCAUGUCUAACUGACUGAUGUGAACAACAAUUUUUGAAAUUGGGCCAAUAUUGAAAGGGAGGGCAGCUGCUGUGCAACGAUGAAAACAUAAGGAGCAAUUGAACCCGGCCACAGUAUCUCCAUUAAAAGUGGUUAUUUUUCACAACAGACAGGCUCAGAUUGUAAUUUUAGUGCCUGAAGAAUCUCUUCACCUGUUGCUUGAUCCUGUCUGUUUGUUGUUGUCUCAUCAAGUGGAAGUCUCACUCUGAAAUCUCUCAAGAUGUGACUUGUUGCAGGAAGACUUAGAAAUGUGAGCAAAAGAAAGAGUAACCAGAGCUUGUUCACCCUCUCUCUCUCUCGCUCUCAUCUCGUCGUUAAUUGCAGAGAAUAUUUUUGUCUGGUUACACAUCUGUUGGUUUAUUUAGCUUUUUUUCUGUUUGCUGCGCACCAUUCGGGUUACUCGUCUGGUAAGAGAUAGCCAGCAAAUGUUAGUGAAGCCACUGAUUCUACAGUUAGUGUCAAAAAUGACCCAACAUCGCUGCUGUGGAAACAUUGUGCCCGUCCUCCAGGCUCCCUCCUGCCUGCCCCUUUCAGUAAAUGGCUCAGUUUUGAGUUACCUUACAUAGUGAGCGAUGCUAAAAGACUUGUUUUCGGUCAGAAUGUAGCCGUUUACUCACCGGGGUGAUCCGCGUCGGGAGACUGGAGGGUGGUUUCAGUGUUCCUGUAGCAAUGUGUUCUGGCACCGUGAAGGCCUUCCCAGUUGAUCACCCAAUGAGCGUCCUUGAUGCUGCUGGCCGGCAUCAACAUGUGGAAUCAAGAUAUUUACGUCACAAAACAAACUGUCACCACCUCUAAAUAGAAAGUGCUGAAAUGCAAUGCUAAAGCUUACGGAGGCAAUGACGCGUCUGACUAAAAGGAAAAGGCUUCACUUUUUUUCCUCCCCAGUUAGUGACCAGUUAGUGGGUGUCAGGCUAUUGAAAGCAGAAGAAACUGGAACUGACGUCCUUAGUAGGCGCUCUUCAUCCAGAUACUCCGGCUCAAAUUAAUAAGCUCGGCUAUUGAAUCCAAAGGCCUUUUUCCACAGUGUUGAAAUCAGCUAAAUAAUCAUUAGGACAUUAAAAAUCUGUAACAUAACAUCUUCUGUAAACAAAUCUGGUUACUUCUCUCUCCAGCUCACAUUACCGUUUUUUGUCUACGUGCAGCAAGUCUCAUCUUGUAAGAUGUGUAAGAACGCCACUUACAAUAACAAUCUGAGUCUGUGGCAAAAAAAACUACUUUUAAUUGAGAUACAGUGAAGGUGCUCAGUUGCCCCACAUGUUUACAUGACGGCCAUUUGCUCGGCUGAUGCCCUCUCACUCAAAACUGGACCAAUUUCAAAAAAUGUUUAGUCACUGAGACACAGACAUGGGAAAAAAAGGGCCCGGGCUGAAAAAUGCAAAUCUAUCCUUUAAUAGUUAAGCUAAAGGUGAAGUUAGUCAGGGUAUGUAUGUAUGAGGUUCUCAGUCUACUAAAAACUGUUUUUUUUUGGGGGGGGGAGUACAGUAUUUUGGACUUUUUUGGCCCUGAGUAAGACAAAAAGUGAAUAUAAAAGUAAAGUAAGUAGUGCUCUAGAAUUAAGUCAACAUCAUUAGAAAAGCAAAUAACAUUAACAUUAAACCCGAGACUAAGUUAAACACCAAUGAGGGAGAUGAAGUCACUAUAACUUGUUUCAUGUCAUCAUUUUAUUGUCUGUGCACAUUGGAUUUAGACUCUCACAUGUCGUGUCGCACCACAUUGUUUCUUCUAAAGAGCUAAAGUUGCUGCGCAGGCAGACUUUGAGUAUAAGAGGAAGAGGAAGCUGAGGCAGUUCCGGAGGACGCAGUGUGUUGUGAGAUGAGUUUGCUGUGCUAAAUUUGAGGAGGAGAAAGUUGUGAACUAUUAACAAUCCCUCUGGAGCUGCACAGAGGAGCUGUUUCUUCUUGGUCAUAAGUGAGAGGCUUAAUCUGCAGAUCAGUCAUGGAUUAUAAUUUCAGCUAAAAGCACACAAUAUAUUCAGACCUGAGACAAUCUGACCUGAUAUGCAGGGAAAGUACAUUCGUCUUCCACUCAUGUUUCAGUUGGCUCUUGAAUUGUUAAGUGCUGACCAUAAUUUGCAUCCUUUGCAGUUGUUUUAUUCUGUGUUUUGUUUCCUGUGCUAAGUGUGAUUAUAGUUCCUAUGUCAUUACACCAAAUUAAAGCACAAUUUGCUCUUCAUAACACCAGUUUGGCCACAGUGAGUUACAAACAACAAGCAAAAGUAUUCAUUGUGUUUAUAGUUGAUUUCAUUUUUUACUCUUUGGUUACUGAUUGAAGAAGCAUCGUGCUCCAUUUAGACACACAAAGCUUGUUGGAAGGCUGUCCUCUAAAUCUUGUCUCAGAGUAAUUUGCUUCAGUCUACUUAAAAAAAGCCCUUCAUUUUUGCUCGCCAUGCUUUUCUAUGUUCAUAUACAAUGCUAUAUUUACAAAGAUUAUAUUGCAAAGGUUUAUAUAUAUUAGUAGACAAAUAGCUCUCAAAAUAGGAUUACAUUUGGCUUAGGAAAAGUUGAUAUAUUAGGGAUGGGCAUGACAAAUGUAUAGUUAAUUUCUUUAAGAAAUAGGUAAAAAGGAAAGAUUGUUUGGGAUUUUAAGUCUCCUCUCCUCAAAUUUGUGCCAAUUGCUAACCUUAUUAAUUUUUUGCAAAGGGAAAAAGUUUCUCUGUACUGUUAAGAACUUUGGACAGUUAGAUGUUUUUUAAAAAAUCAGAAGUAGUAUUUGCAACAGUGGUCAUUUAAAGGAAAAUAUUGUGAAAGAAAGUAUGCAGGUGAACAUGUUGAACUAUAUAUGAUGAAGAGUUAGUGGAGGUCAUAAAACUCAGGCAGUGAGAGGUAGCUUUAAUAACAGGGUGGCAUCUCUUUAUGUAUGGAUAUUAAAAAAAAUAAAUUAUGACUAACAAUAACCAAUUAUUUGGGAUGACACAUAUACUUCCUAAAAACUACUGAUGACUGGAAAUUGUGAAAAAUCUUUACAUUUCAUGUCAAUGUGAAGAAGUUUUGUCUUGCUGAAGCACACAUAACAUCAAACACGUUUGGGAUCUAAAUGAAAAAAUAUGCUCCUAUAAGGCUGAUGUGGUCAGGUUUAAGCAAAUUUAAAAUCAUUGUCUUUGUUUAUUUUUUGUUUCUACAAUUUUGAAUAUUAUGAAGAAUGCUAUAUUAGGGAGGCUUGUAAAACUGUCUUAACAUUGUUAUUGUUUCAUCUAGUGGAAAAUAAAUUCUUCAUUGUAUUGUUACUGCAACAACAUUGCCUUUUUUGCUGCAAAAACGAAGCAAUCUGCAGGUCUUUUCAUUGUUGAAUCAUCUGUCGAUUACUUUCUUGAUAACCGGAUUAGUUGUUGGUCUAUAAAAUGUCAGAAAAUGGUGGAAAAUGCUCAAGAUGACAUCCUCAAUUGUCUUGUUUUGUCCAUAAGCCAACAAUAUUCAAUUUGAUUACAAUUGAGACGUAAAGAAACCAGAAAAUAUUCACUCGUAAGAAGCUGGAAUAGAGAAUUUUGAGGGAUUUUAACUUCAAAAGUGACUCAAGCUAAUUAAACUAUUAUCAAAUUGGUUGGCUAAUAAUUGAUUGACAACUAAUCAAUUAGUUGUUGCAGCUUUCAUAAUAAUAAUACAAUUUGCAAUAUCACUUUAAAACUGAUAAGAAGUUAAUUCAUGUGUGUUAUAGACAGUAUUUUAAAUGUAGUCUUUGGAUUUAUUGAAUUGUUUCCAUCUUUUUUAAUUAAUCAAUAUAAGAAAAUGCCCAUCCCUAGUAUGUUUAAUAUGCAUAUUUGUUUUUGUUUUUUUGUUUGUUUGUUUUGUUUUGUUUCUUUGAGACAGUUUCACCCAGCCUGAUUACAGUAAGGAUGAGGCCCAGUUCCAAUUUGGUAUAAAUGGGAUUUUUGUAAAUCCUUCAGUACUAAGUAUUGAAAACAGUUGCUGUCGGGUGCAGUGAGCCCAGCGUUUCGCUAGAUGGAGCUGUUUUUCUUUUGUCUACUCAGGUCUAGUGAGGAGGAAGGCUGUCAAAUUUGAAGUAAUAUCUUGACCAGUGUUGUGUGGUGUUGACCUUGUUUGACAUACAUCAAUUUGCCAUCACAUUUUGGUUGACAUAAACACAAAUGUCUGAAUUUAAUUGAAAAAGUGUUUCGCAAAAGCCAACGGAUAGAUUCUUGUUUGUGUCUUGAUUCAAGCGUCUUUUGUCCAGGCAACUGAAAUGCUGUACUACUGACGUUCAUUUCUCAGAGCUCAGCUGAUGCACAGAAACGUGCACAGCUUUAUGAAAAGUCUAAAUCCUUCCUCAGUUUGAGUUGUUUUCCUGCCACACCAGUCUUGUAACUUAAUGGUUGUGUAUGUGUGUCUUUAAACGUCUCAGGAAGAUGAGAAGUUUGACAUUGUCUAUUCUGUCCACUGAUGUUUAUUCAAACAAUAGCUUCAUUUCAAGCUCAUGAUCCCGCUCCCCAGCGCCUGUCUGACAUCUACUGUGAUCAAUCUGUGUUCUCAGGAAUGUGAGUAAUUUUCUGUAUGAAUAACUUUUUUUUUUCCAAUGAAGGAUGAACAAUAAAACAUGUCUUUUUAUAAA
Plectropomus leopardus (leopard coralgrouper) is the source of this 7117-nucleotide messenger RNA. It is a transcript of the gene zbtb2b, whose product is annotated as zinc finger and BTB domain containing 2b. The record is from RefSeq and is a predicted model, not a curated record. Gene Ontology annotation, molecular function: protein binding; DNA-binding transcription factor activity, RNA polymerase II-specific. Gene Ontology annotation, cellular component: nucleus. Lineage: Eukaryota; Metazoa; Chordata; Actinopteri; Perciformes; Serranidae. Gene Ontology annotation, biological process: regulation of transcription by RNA polymerase II.